GAAAUGUAUUAAGGGGAGAGAGAAUCAUCUGUUAUUAUUCUCCAUUCAAUUGGCGAAAUAAGAUCUUCCCCUUCUUUCUUUGAUCUGUAUUUAAACAAACUACACUUUAUAUAAUCCAUAAUUCAAGGAACACAAAGGUUAAAUUUGACAUAGCUAAUUUUUAAAUUUAAAAGCAGCCAUCUUUUCUCUUUUUUUCCCCCUUCCCUCUCUCUUUUUCUCUCUACAAACAAAAUGCAAGAAGACAUUUCAGAUAGAAUUACAGCUGCUCGUAGAGAGGCCGAUAUUUUAAAAGAGAGAAUAAAGCAAAGAAAGGAGGCAUUGGCUGAUACAACUUUGAAAAAAAUGGCACAGGAUAUUGAGUCAUUACCAAGACUUGUAAUGAAAGUGAGACGCAAUUUACGUGGACAUUUAGCCAAAAUAUAUGCUAUGCAUUGGUCUAAUGACAGUCAACAUCUUGUAUCAGCCUCACAGGACGGGAAACUCAUUGUCUGGAACGCAUAUUCGACCAAUAAAGUACACUGUAUUCCACUUCGGUCUGCGUGGGUUAUGACGACAGCUUAUUCACCUUCUGGUAACUUUGUUGCCUGUGGUGGCCUCGACAAUAUCUGUUCAAUUUACAACCUCAACUCGCGCGAUGGACCUAGUCGACCCGCCAGAGAAUUAUCUGCUCAUGUUGGAUAUCUUAGUUGUUGUCGAUUCUUAGAUGACCGCCAUAUCUUGACCAGCUCAGGUGACAUGACUUGUUUCUUGUGGGAUAUUGAUGCAGGUGUGAAGACGCAUGAAUUUACCGACCACCAAGGUGAUGUGAUGAGUGUGUCCAUUAGUCCUUCAGAUCCAAAUAUUUUUGUUUCGGGUGCAUGCGAUUCAACUGCUAAGAUUUGGGAUAUCAGAAUAAGAAAAUGUGUGCAGACCUUCCUUGGCCAUGAGAGCGAUAUCAACUCUGUACAGUUUUUCCCUAAUGGUAUGGCUAUUGGUACAGGAUCUGACGAUGCAAGUUGUCGUCUAUUUGAUUUACGAGCAGACAGAGAAUUAAAUACAUAUGCCAAAGAAGACAUUCUACACGGCAUUACCUCUGUGGCAUUCUCCGCUUCUGGGAGACUCUUGUUCGGUGGUUACGAUGAUUACAGUACACAUGUCUGGGAUACACUCAAGGGUGACCGUGUAGGCAUUUUAUCCGGGCACGAAAAUAGAGUCUCAUGUCUUGGGGUAUCCAAAGAUGGUAUGGCGCUAUGUACAGGUAGUUGGGAUAGCUUACUUAAAGUAUGGGCAUAAAUCAUUAUUUAUUUUAUACCGUCAGUACGGUUGGUUUUAUCGGAUUUUGAAUCUAUUGUCGGUGGUUUAAAAAGUUUGGGAAAAUCACUUUUCAUUUAACUGUACAGUUUUUUAAGACUAAAGUAAAAUUAAAACUCAGGCGUUAUGCUUAUCUUUUUAUGGACGAAAUGAGAAUAGAAUUCAGGCAAGGGAAAUUAGAGCUUUAUGUUCAAACUUCUUACCUUUAAAAGUCUUAAUUCUACAAAGAAGAAAAUCGUACAGUUACCCCAUUCGACUUCAGAUGUGGUCAAUGCUCUCUGAGCCACCCUUUUUUAUUCGUAGUUUUAAACUGAUAACAAUAAAAUACAAAUUUAAGUUUUAUUUACUCAGAAUCAUCAGCUUCAAACACAGCACUUUUUCACUUGUUUCCACUGGAGGGCGAAAGGAAUACUUUUUGAGGGGUG
Molecule: messenger RNA, 1715 nt
Organism: Rhizopus microsporus ATCC 52813
Lineage: Eukaryota; Fungi; Mucoromycota; Mucoromycetes; Mucorales; Rhizopodaceae
Product: G-protein beta subunit
Exons: 3
Coding region: 232-1272 (346 amino acids)
Biological process (GO): G protein-coupled receptor signaling pathway
Cellular component (GO): cytoplasm; heterotrimeric G-protein complex
Molecular function (GO): protein binding; signaling receptor complex adaptor activity
Source: RefSeq, a predicted model, not a curated record